Molecule: messenger RNA, 2268 nt
Organism: Bathycoccus prasinos
Lineage: Eukaryota; Viridiplantae; Chlorophyta; Mamiellophyceae; Mamiellales; Bathycoccaceae
Exons: 1
Coding region: 1-2268 (755 amino acids)
Biological process (GO): rRNA processing
Cellular component (GO): cytoplasm
Molecular function (GO): rRNA methyltransferase activity; flavin adenine dinucleotide binding; N,N-dimethylaniline monooxygenase activity
Source: RefSeq, a predicted model, not a curated record
AUGAGGGCGUCGGCAACGAACGAAACGGAUCUUCAAAGCGACGACGACGAUAGUGCUGUUAUUAAUGAGAGAAGGAAAGCAAAAGUAUUAGUCGUUGGCGCCGGGGCGUCUGGUUUAGUCUGCGCGAAAGAGUUGCGACAACGAGGACACGAGGUGAGAGUUUUUGAAACGAAGAGUAACUUGGGCGGCGUGUGGUUACACGCCACCGCAAAUAACGAGAACAAAACCACGAAAACGGCCAUGUACGAUUCGUUGCGGACGAACUUACCGAGAGAGGUGAUGGGUUACGAAGCAUUUCCGUUUAUUGCUUCUUCUUCCUCUUCUUCAUCCGUCGACGCGCGACGGUUUUGCUCGCACAAAGAAGUACAAGGGUAUUUGCAAGAGUUUGCAAAAAACUUUAGACUGUUCGAUGUUCUCGAGUUUAACACGACCGUGAAAGAGUGCAGAAAGAAAAAAGAUGGGGAGGAGAAAUUAGCAGAACGCGAAGAAGAAUUCGGCCCGAAAUGGACGGUGAAAUAUGAACAAGGAGAGAAGAAAGAGCUCAAGCGGGACACGUUCGACGCCAUCGUCGUGGCAAAUGGACAUUACUCGAAACCGAGAAGUGCUCGGUUUCUUGGAGCAGACGUGUUUCCUGGAAAGCAAAUGCACUCAUCGACGUAUAAAGAACCUUCGGUGUUCACGAAUCAAAAUGUCGUUCUGAUUGGCGCGCAAGCCUCUGGCGAAGAUAUCUCGCGAGAUAUCGCAACAAAGGCGAAGAGUGUGUAUUUGAGCGCAAAGACAUGGCAAAAUGCAGAGUGGGGGUCGAAUCCAAACAUAUCGGAGAACUUGUUUCGGAAACCAAACGUUAAAGCGCUUCUAGAGAACGGUUCGGUAGAAUUUGAAGAUGGGAGCGUAGUUGAAAACGUCGAUGCGAUCGUGUACUGCAUCGGAUACGAGUACGAUUUUCCAUUCUUGGAUCCAAAAGAUGCAAAUUUUUCAGUCGAUGAUAAUUACGUCAAUCCUUUGUAUGAACACUUAUUCGUCCCGGAAAACCGAUCGAGUUUAUCUUUUGUCGGUUUGUGUUGGAAAGUAGUCCCGUUCCCACAGUUUGAGUUGCAAGCGAAGUGGAUUGCAAAGCUUUUAUCUGGGGAAUUGAAGCUACCGCCGACGAAGGAAAUGAAGAUACACGUGGAAAAUUUCGAAAACGAUCGUAAAAGUCAAAAUAUCCCCAAGCGGCACUGGCACUGCUUAGGCGCCGAACAGUUUGCAUAUAACGAUAGAAUAGCCGAGUACGCCAAGGAAACAAAAUUAAAGGAAUGGAGGUGGGAGAUGUACGAAAAAACAGGAAUCAAUAAGAGAACAAACCCAGAAAAGUACCGAGAAGAACACAACGACGGAGAAGUUUUGGAGAAAGCAAUGAAUGAAGAGUUGACGAUGAUGAUGAUGAGCAUCAGCAGCGAAGGCACUCGUCGAGGGGACUCUCAAGUCGUUAACGCGCUCGCAAAAGAGAACGGAAAGGAGAAAAACGAAGCAAGCAGCGAUCCCCCGUUAUCGGCAUCUGAAAGAGAAAUAGUAGAAAGCCAACUGAACGCUUUAUCGGACUCGCAAAUGAAACAAGUGAAAAUUUACUCUUCGCUUCUGUUGGAAUGGAAUCAGAAAAUGAACUUAACUGGCGCGAAAACAGAAAACGACGUCUUGGAGCGUCACGUCGCAGACUCACUAUCCAUCAUAGAAGCCAUUGAAAAUACGUGUCCUAAUAGCAAAGACACCUCGAAACCGUUCAAGAUAAUCGACGUUGGCACGGGCGCUGGAUUUCCAGGAAUGGUUUUAGCCAUCGCACGUCCGCAUUGGGAAAUAUCCCUCUUGGACUCGCUGCAAAAGAGAACUAAAUUCUUAGAUCACGUUGCCGAUUCGGCGGGAAUAAAAAAUGUGAAAACAAUUUGGAGCAGAGCUGAAGAUGCGGGUAAAUUUGAGUCCGAACAUCGCGAACAGUUUGAUGUUGCGACGGCGCGCGCGGUUGCCGAUUUGCGCUUAUUGUCGGAGCUUUGCAUUCCGUUCGUGAAAGUCGGUGGCGCUUGGAUUGCGAUGAAAAAUCAAUCUGGUUUGGAAGAAAUUGAAUCGGCGUCAAAAGCGGUCGAGAUAUUAGGUGGAGAAGCGAUGUCGUAUCAGGAAGUUCAAAGUAUUGGUCCGGAUGGAAAUUUGCGAACUGUUGUGACAAGUUACAAGCUCACGGAAACGGACAAAAAAUAUCCCAGAAGGGCGGGCACUCCGCAGAAAAAACCUUUAUGA